Messenger RNA from Callorhinchus milii (elephant shark), 1670 nucleotides. Its product is annotated as RING finger protein 175. Lineage: Eukaryota; Metazoa; Chordata; Chondrichthyes; Chimaeriformes; Callorhinchidae. The record is from RefSeq and is a predicted model, not a curated record. Gene Ontology annotation, cellular component: endoplasmic reticulum membrane; Golgi membrane. Gene Ontology annotation, molecular function: ubiquitin protein ligase activity; metal ion binding.
AUUGACCUUUUAAAACUCCCUUCAGAAGACGACCAAUGGAGGUUACAACAUGCCAAGAUACAUGCAAAACACCGUGGGCACGAGGCUAUGCAUGCGGAGAUGGUGCUAAUUCUUAUUGCCACCCUGGUAAUAGCUCAGAUUGUACUAGUCCAGUGGAAGCAGCGCCAUGGUAGAUCAUAUAAUCUGGUCACCCUGCUCCAGAUGUGGAUUGUUCCUUUAUAUUUCACAGUAAAACUUUACUGGUGGCGCUUUCUCUCCACAUGGGGGAUGUUCUCUGUUAUUACCAGUUAUAUCAUCUUCAGAGCUACCCGUAAACCCCUCUCUGGAAGAACACCACGAAUGGUCUACAAAUGGUUCCUUCUUAUCUACAAACUAAGUUAUGCAGUAGGCAUCAUCGGAUAUCUAGCAGUAAUGUUUACAAUGUUUGGCUUCAAUUUGUUCUUCAGAAUAAAGACAGAAGAUUCGAUGGAUUUUGGUGUAAUUUUGCUUUUCUAUGGCUUGUACUAUGGGGUUAUGGGAAGAGACUUUGCAGAGAUUUGUUCUGACUACAUGGCGUCCACUAUUGGAUUCUAUAAUUUUGGUAGUAUGCCUUCCAGAAAUCUUUCCUGUGACAUCUGUGCAGUAUGCGGUCAAAAAAUAUUUGUGGACGUUGAUGAAGAAGGAAUUAUAGAAGAUACCUACCAACUCUCCUGUAAUCAUUUAUUUCAUGAAUUCUGCAUUCGAGGCUGGUGCAUCGUAGGUAAAAAGCAGACCUGUCCGUACUGCAAUGAGAAGGUGGACCUCAAGAGAAUGCUCAGUAACCCAUGGGAGCGCACACAUGUUUUGUAUGGCCAGUUGUUGGAUUGGCUACGAUACCUGGUUGCCUGGCAGCCUGUAAUUAUAGGUCUGGUUCAGGGCAUUAACUACAUAUUGGGUUUAGAGUAAAUCAUAGAAAUUAUUUGAAUGUAUAAUUGAGCAAUAUGUCAUAAAUGGAAAGAGACAAUUUCUGUAUAUUCUGUACUUAAUAUUGUAUAAACAAAAUGAGCUCUUUACUCUAAAAAUAUGGCAAUUAGUAUUAGGUAGCUGAAACAUGAUUGUAAAUUAAUCACUUUUUACUGUGUCUGUGUUGUCACAUAUUAAACUGCAGUAUUUGAAAAAAUAUUUUUUAAAAAAUGAUUGUGCAGUGACACUGGGUUUUGUGGAACAAGUCCCAUGUUAUAUCAUUAGAGGAGAAUGCAGCAACAACAAAAAAAUUACAUUUGUAUAAUGCCUUUCACAUCAGCACCCAGCAACAGAGUUGACAAAGGCAGACGUGUUUACCUUUCUGUACUUAUGAUGCAUUGUUGGCUAUAAUUCUGAUUCAUCCAUUGUGAGUAUGUUAAAGCCAAACUUGACUGUAAAAUGUAUAAAUGCAUAACUUAUUAAAAAAAGUUGAAAUCGUCCAACUUUCAGGUUCUGUACUGUUUACAGCGAAUGUGUUAAGAAUUUAUGCUAGAAUGCAUAAUGCACAACGUUAAUUUAUUAUUAUUUUUAGGUUGUCAUAUUUGUAAGCAGUAUUAGAAUACUGAGUAUGUUGUAUAUCCACAACAUCCAAAUUCAUAUAUUCUGCAGUGAUUUUCUUUCUGGUUUUUCUAUUUCAUCUUAAGCAUACAUACUGUAACCACUUAAAUAAAAUGUGAUUACUAUUUUCA